UCAUAUAGCUAGUAUCAACUCUAAGCAGAAAAUUGGUGUAGUUCCAACCAUAGAGAACACUGAAAAACUUAAAGUUCUAAACAAACGGACCGGUGGUUUAAGCUGCUUACAAAAGUUGUACUUGAUGCAUCAAAUGUGAUACACUAAUAAUUAAGCCCCUUCAAACGAAAUGCUUCACUUUCUUCGCUCUACUUCCAACAAUGGCGGCUGCUUCAUCUUCUUCACUUCAUCACCAAUCCUUAUAUUUCACCAAACCCACAAACAAUCCUUCAAUCCAAACAAAACCCACAUCCCAAAUCUCCUUAAAACCCUUAAAGCUCAAAACUUUAAGCAUCAAAUCAGUCCUAUCACAAACCUCACAAAAGACCCAGAACUUUAACCAUUGUUUUACCAAGAAAGAUGAUGGCUUUCUGUAUGUUGAAGGACUUAAAGUCCAAGAAAUCAUGGAAAGUGUUGAAGAAAAGAGGCCUUUCUAUCUUUAUAGUAAACCCCAAAUUACAAGAAAUGUUGAGGCUUAUAAAGAUGCUUUGGAGGGUUUGAAUGAUUCCAUUAUUGGCUAUGCUAUUAAGGCUAAUAAUAAUUUUGUGAUUUUGAAACAUUUGAGAAGCUUGGGAUGUGGGGCUGUUUUGGUUAGUGGGAAUGAACUUAGGUUGGCACUUCAAGCUGGUUUUGAUCCUACAAGGUGUAUUUUUAAUGGAAAUGGGAAGCUUUUGGAUGAUCUUGUUCUUGCUGCUCAAGAAGGUGUAUUUGUUAACAUAGAUAGUGAAUUUGAUUUGGAUAACAUUGUCUCGGCUGCUAGAAUUGCUGGGAAGAAGGUUAAUGUACUGCUUCGGAUCAAUCCGGAUGUUGACCCUCAGGUCCAUCCUUAUGUUGCAACCGGGAAUAAGAACUCUAAAUUUGGUAUUAGAAAUGAGAAGCUGCAAUGGUUUUUAGAUGCCGUGAAGUCUUAUUCCGAUGAACUAAAGCUAGUUGGGGCUCAUUGCCAUCUUGGGUCCACCAUUACCAAGGUUGACAUUUUCAGAGAUGCCGCUGCCAUUAUGGUGAAGUUUAUUGAUGAAAUUCGAGCCCAAGGGUUUGGUAUUAAUUACUUGAAUAUUGGAGGUGGUCUCGGGAUUGACUAUUAUCAUACUGGUACUGUCCUUCCUACACCCAGAGACCUAAUCGACACAGUCCGGGAGCUAGUUAAGUCUCGAAACCUUACUCUAAUCAUUGAACCAGGCAGGUCAGUGAUAGCAAAUACUUGCUGCUUGGUUAAUCGUGUGACUGGUGUAAAAACAAACGGCACAAAAAACUUCAUUGUGAUUGAUGGCAGCAUGGCUGAGCUUAUCCGUCCAAGCCUGUACGAUGCUUAUCAACACAUAGAACUGGUUUCUCCUCCACCACCUGAUUCCCAUGUUACAAUAUUUGAUGUGGUGGGCCCGGUUUGUGAAUCGGCCGAUUUUCUGGGGAAGAACAGGGACCUUCCUGCACCAGCCAUGGGUUCUGGGCUUGUAGUUCAUGAUGCAGGUGCCUACUGCAUGAGCAUGGCUUCAACUUACAACCUCAAGAUGCGCCCACCUGAGUAUUGGGUCGAAGAAGAUGGAUCGCUAGCCAAAAUCAGGCACGGGGAGACUUUUGAUGAUCAUAUGAGAUUCUUCAAGGGACUCUAGAUCUCUAAUUUUCACAAAGAAUUGAAGUAUGUAUUUGUUAUUUCUUAAAUCAUAAGCUUUCAAGUUCCAUUAAUGGCGAAGUUGUUGACCGUUGAAAAUGUUUUGUUCAACUGAAUUUGAGUUUUCUAGUCGCUUUAGCCGGUUCUGCAUUGCUGGUUUAAUUGGCAAUGCAUCAUCCUUAUGGUUCUAAUCCUACGUAAGCUGCAUUUCUGAAUUAUGAUAUC
Erigeron canadensis is the source of this 1873-nucleotide messenger RNA. RefSeq names its product diaminopimelate decarboxylase 1, chloroplastic-like. The record is from RefSeq and is a predicted model, not a curated record. NCBI's taxonomy places the organism in Eukaryota, Viridiplantae, Streptophyta, Magnoliopsida, Asterales, Asteraceae. The transcript is spliced from 8 exons. Gene Ontology annotation, molecular function: diaminopimelate decarboxylase activity. The coding region runs from base 201 to 1649 and encodes 482 amino acids. Gene Ontology annotation, cellular component: chloroplast.